Messenger RNA from Periophthalmus magnuspinnatus, 1898 nucleotides. RefSeq names its product RNA-binding protein 38-like. The transcript is spliced from 4 exons. The record is from RefSeq and is a predicted model, not a curated record. NCBI's taxonomy places the organism in Eukaryota, Metazoa, Chordata, Actinopteri, Gobiiformes, Gobiidae. Bases 218 to 955 code for a protein of 245 amino acids. Gene Ontology annotation, cellular component: cytosol. Gene Ontology annotation, molecular function: RNA binding.
GUGACAACAGAGAACAGGCGACGUCAACGGUCACGGCGACGGUUUUACGCGGAAAAAAAGGACUUCUGUGAGGCGUAGGAGGCUCGUUUAUGUGGCAAAGUCGAGAUUAUAACGGUGUAAGCUGAAACGAAGCUGAAAUAGUGGUUUUGUGCUGAUGUUGGGCCGUUUUUCCCGCUGUUGAGCACUUGUUUGAGCGUGCGCCGCGUGCUGCGGACCGAUGCUUCUCCAUCAGUACAUGAACGGAGCCGUGGAAGUCAUGCCUCCCACACUGCUCCACAAAGACACACGUUUGACCAAAAUCUUCGUCGGGGGGCUGCCUUACCACACGAACGAUGCCUCACUCAGAAAAUACUUCGAGGCGUUUGGGGAGAUUGACGAGGCGGUGGUUAUAACCGACAGACAGACGGGCAAAUCGAGAGGAUAUGGAUUUGUGACAAUGACAGAAAGUGCAGCAGCAGAAAGAGCCUGUAAAGAUCCAAACCCCAUCAUCGAUGGAAGGAAAGCCAAUGUGAACCUGGCCUACCUGGGAGCCAAGCCUCGCAGCAUGCAGCCGGGCUUAUCCAUCGGAGUGCAGCCCCUUCACCCCGCUCUCAUCCAGAGGCCGUACGGGUUGGCUCCACCGUACAUUUAUCCUCAGACCUUUGUGCAGCCCAGCCUGGUGCUGCCCACUCAGAUCUCCACCUCCGUCAGCACCAGCCCUUACCUGGACUACAGCGCAGCGUACUCCCAGUAUGCCCAGGCCGCCUUCGAGCAGCAGUACCCCUACGCCGCCUCUCCUGCUGCUGGUUACCUAGGUUACAGCUACGCCACCAGCCCCACAGCCACCGCCGCCGGGCCGGCGGCCGCCACCACGGCUCCGCCCACCGUGCACCCCAACCUGCCCUCGGCCAGCGGCCCCGCCACAGCCUUUCUAUACGCACCCCAGCAGCACAUCCAGCCGGACCGGAUGCAGUGAUGCUCUGAGGUCAUCACGGAUUCAGGGAAAAACAAAAACAGUUGGACUUUUGCACUAGAUCUAAAUGGGCCGUGUGCUCAUGGCUUCAAGGGCAGAGGGUUACGAGGACUGUUCCAGGUUCAGUUUGGGAAGCUUUUAUAGAGUAUGUCACUGCUUCAAAGUGCUUCCAAAGGCUGACUUCACUCUUUUAUUAUUAUUAUAUUAUUAAUAAUUAUUUUUAUUGUUUCUUCUUAUUGUAUCUGUCAUUGUGUAAGUGUAUGUUAUCCUUGUUUUGCUCAAUCAGAGGACAUGUUUAGGACACUCUUCUUUGAAAGAUCUGGAGUCACUGCUGCUUGAGACUGUUGGCUCGACCAGAGCUGUGGCACAGAAAGGUCUGUGCUUUUAGAGGUCUAAGGAAAACUGAUUUUCAUCAAAGUAAAGAAGCCUUAAGAAAAUGUUUUUUAGCCAUAGACAACUGUUUUAUUAAGAACCCCAAGGUGAAGUAAAAAUAUGGAUGUGGAUAAUCAGUCUAUGGCAAACAAGAAGCAGGAACGUGGUGUCCACUGUGGAAGAGCUGGCACUAGUAAAGUUCACUUCCUCAUACUUUAUACUUGUCCUUCAAAGAUUGUCUUUUUUUUAUUUCAAAGGGACAUUCAUGUACAGCAUUUUCAAAUUACUUCAUUUAUACAGAACAUUUACAAUAUUUAUAUGUAGGUAUUUAUAAGAGGUACUAAGUUAAAGUAGAUUUAUGGUAACUGUGACUCGUUGUGGCACUGAUGUCGACUUUCUGCAGAUUCACUGUUGUUGAAUUCAUUUUGUUCAGUCAAAAUGCCAUUAGCGCUGAGUACAGCAACUACACUAGUUGCUUAUUUGUGGAUGGUUGCAUCAGAAAUCAUAGAUAUUUCCAAUAAAAAUUGCCUUUUACAGUUUCUACAAAAAGCAAUAAAAAUGAAUAAAAUACAAA